Messenger RNA from Neogale vison (American mink), 2221 nucleotides. It is a transcript of the gene PPP2R2B, whose product is annotated as protein phosphatase 2 regulatory subunit Bbeta. The record is from RefSeq and is a predicted model, not a curated record. The transcript is spliced from 10 exons. The coding region runs from base 246 to 1775 and encodes 509 amino acids. Lineage: Eukaryota; Metazoa; Chordata; Mammalia; Carnivora; Mustelidae. Gene Ontology annotation, biological process: peptidyl-serine dephosphorylation. Gene Ontology annotation, molecular function: protein phosphatase regulator activity; protein binding. Gene Ontology annotation, cellular component: protein phosphatase type 2A complex; cytosol.
GCUUGCUUGGGGGCUUCUGAGUUUGAGCUGCAUGCAGAAAUGUAAGGCAGUGCUUCCUGGCGCUGAUGGCAAAAUGGGCCCCAUCUCCAGUUAUUCCUCGGGCUUCCCAGCUUUGCAGAUCCAGGGGAGAACCUACAUAAACAUAUGGUGAUGUAGCCAGCUUUAAAGGCCAAGAGAAUCCUUAUGGAUUCAGGAGACUGGUUUUUUAUUUAGAUUUUUAUUUUUUAUUUUUGUUGGAAGAUGAAAUGCUUCUCUCGUUACCUGCCUUACAUCUUCAGACCUCCGAAUACCAUCCUCUCUUCCAGCUGCCACACGGAAGGCUCGGACCAUGGUGCAGUCCCACCGGCUCCCCUGCCCCCCUCUCCUGUGAGACUGGCUGCGGGGAGGGAUCAUGGAUACUUGUCUGCCGGCUUCUGGUUCCCACGCAAGUAAGCCUGCUGUCAAUGGAGGAGGACAUUGAUACCCGCAAAAUCAACAACAGUUUCCUGCGCGACCACAGCUAUGCGACCGAAGCUGACAUUAUCUCUACGGUAGAAUUCAACCACACGGGAGAAUUACUAGCGACAGGGGACAAGGGGGGUCGGGUUGUAAUAUUUCAACGAGAGCAGGAGAGUAAAAAUCAGGUUCAUCGUAGGGGUGAAUACAAUGUUUACAGCACAUUCCAGAGCCAUGAACCCGAGUUCGAUUACCUGAAGAGCUUAGAAAUAGAAGAAAAAAUCAAUAAAAUAAGAUGGCUCCCUCAGCAGAAUGCAGCCUACUUUCUUCUGUCUACUAAUGAUAAAACUGUGAAGCUGUGGAAAGUCAGCGAGCGUGAUAAGAGGCCCGAAGGUUACAAUCUGAAAGAUGAGGAGGGCCGGCUCCGGGAUCCCGCCACCAUCACGACCUUGAGGGUGCCUGUCCUGAGACCCAUGGACCUGAUGGUGGAGGCCACCCCGCGAAGAGUAUUUGCCAACGCACACACAUAUCACAUCAACUCUAUAUCAGUCAACAGCGACUAUGAGACCUACAUGUCAGCUGAUGACCUGAGGAUUAAUCUCUGGAACUUUGAAAUAACCAAUCAAAGUUUUAAUAUCGUGGACAUUAAGCCGGCCAACAUGGAGGAGCUCACGGAGGUGAUCACAGCGGCCGAGUUCCACCCGCAUCACUGCAACAGCUUCGUGUACAGCAGCAGCAAAGGGACGAUCCGGCUGUGUGACAUGAGGGCAUCGGCCCUGUGUGACAGGCACAGCAAAUUUUUUGAAGAGCCUGAAGAUCCAAGCAACAGGUCGUUUUUCUCUGAAAUUAUCUCUUCAAUUUCGGAUGUGAAGUUCAGCCACAGUGGGAGGUAUAUCAUGACCAGAGACUAUCUGACCGUUAAAGUCUGGGAUCUCAACAUGGAAAACCGCCCCAUUGAGACUUACCAGGUUCAUGACUACCUCCGCAGCAAGCUGUGCUCCCUCUACGAAAAUGACUGCAUUUUUGAUAAAUUUGAGUGUGUGUGGAAUGGGUCAGACAGCGUCAUCAUGACAGGCUCCUACAACAACUUCUUCAGGAUGUUCGACAGAAACACCAAGCGUGACGUCACCCUGGAGGCCUCGAGGGAAAACAGCAAACCCCGGGCUAUCCUAAAACCACGGAAAGUGUGCGUAGGGGGCAAGCGGAGAAAAGACGAGAUCAGUGUCGACAGUCUGGACUUUAGCAAAAAGAUCUUGCAUACGGCUUGGCACCCUUCAGAAAAUAUUAUAGCAGUGGCGGCUACAAAUAACCUAUAUAUAUUCCAGGACAAGGUUAACUAGGAGGACAAGUUAUUACUUAAUAAUCUCACAUACUGAAUACUAGUCAGACAUGUUUUUAAAUGUUUCUUUGGGUCUUCAUUUGAUGCAUUGACAUUAAUUUCCCUAUGCAGAAAACAAUUGGGAUAGAAUUAAAAGGAGUCCAACUUUCCCAGAUCCCCAGGUCUAAGAAACUUCUGUCAAACCCAAUAGGUUCUGAGACACUUCUGGUUAGAACUGAGAGCUGCCAGCUAACACUAAUUCUCCAUAGUUGACUUGAAUUUCUGAUGCUUUUCUUGCCCAGUUUUCUCUGGUGGGUCCAGUGUUUUGUUUCUAGGUGUCUGCUGAGAUAAAAUGAGGUUGUCUGUAGUAUUUAAAGAGAAAAGAGAUGUUUUUUUUUUAAUUAAGCAAUUCCAUUUGAUUGAAAAAAAUCAACAAAAAAAUAAACACCGUUUACUCUUAGAGAAUUU